Uranotaenia lowii is the source of this 1955-nucleotide messenger RNA. Its product is annotated as zinc finger protein 26-like. Gene Ontology annotation, cellular component: nucleus. Bases 158 to 1891 code for a protein of 577 amino acids. The record is from RefSeq and is a predicted model, not a curated record. Gene Ontology annotation, biological process: regulation of transcription by RNA polymerase II. The transcript has 4 exons. Gene Ontology annotation, molecular function: RNA polymerase II transcription regulatory region sequence-specific DNA binding; DNA-binding transcription factor activity, RNA polymerase II-specific. NCBI's taxonomy places the organism in Eukaryota, Metazoa, Arthropoda, Insecta, Diptera, Culicidae.
CCCCGGCUGGGGCGAUUUUGUGACCCGCCGGAACUGCUUCUGUAUGUCGGAAUAGUCUGCACUGCACACCAACGAAACAAGUUAGUUUGACCAGACCCGCGAACAACAUGAUCGAUCAACAAAUAUUUGGUAGCAGUGAUCCAGGGACCGCUUCGUAAUGCCUUGCAUCGUGCCAACCUGUAGCUCCGUCAAGCGGUUGCGCACGUUUCCUCAGAAUGCGAUGCUUGCCAACCGGUGGCUACAGGCCGUCCAGACCGGUUGUCAACUGGGAAGUUCCUGGAGCGCAGGCUGGUCGUUCGAUUCGUGCGAAAUUUGUGACGAUCAUUUCGGCGGCACCGAACAACUGUUUUUCGAUAAGCACUACAUGGAACCGACCGGAUUCCGGGGCAGCGAUGGGAAUCCGAUAACAAUAGUGACAUGCAAAUUGUGCCUACAACUGUAUCCGGAGGCCGAUGUGAGGGAUAGUGAAGAUUGUCUUCAAUCGAUUCUGCACAACUUCAACGGUGAAAAUUUUAUCAGAAAAAUAAUCGCAUCCCAUAGUAACAUUUCGAGCAAAAUGUGCCGGGAAUGUGAGGAGAAACUUGAAGGAAUAAAAUCGACGUUGGUAUUUUUCAGUCGUGCUAGACGAAACUACGACAAUUUAUUAGCAGCUGUAAAUGAUGCUGAGGAAAAUUUUUCUAGAGAAAAUUAUCUUUUUGAAACUGUAAAAACGACUCGUCAUUUUUCAGAUUCUGAGUCAUCUGUUAAAAUCGAAAGUUCAACAGCAGCUCAUGGAUCAGUAUCGAAUAAUGAGAUUAAAGAUGAGCUACCAACGGAAGAACCGUCAAUCAUAACAUGUGAAGGAUGUGACAGAAAGUUUAUGACACAGAAAAAAUUACAACUGCACUCAGCAAAGUGUAAAGCCUGCAGAAGAAAGUUGCUCCAAUGUAGCAUAUGCAACAAGAUUUUUCCGAAAAUGGCAAUUCUGGAUAAGCACUAUCUGGAUGUUCAUGGUUUGGACAAACCCUAUUCGUGUUCCGAGUGUAAUGAGACAUUCAAAAGUAGCUACGGCCUUGCUGCCCACGUCAGACAUAUCCAUCAGAAGGUUCCGAGGAACCUGACCAAUUUUCCUUGUCUGAUCUGUCCAUCCAGACUCUGCACGCUUUCUGAGUUGGUGGAACAUGUUAAGAAAACGCACCCCGACGAAGACUAUCCGUUUCUGAAAUGUGCGGAUUGUCCGAAAAAAUUUUACACCAAGUUGAACCUCAGAAAGCACGUGUUAGUGCACACUGAAAGGACAACUUGUGACAUCUGUGGAUUUAAGGCUUGCGACAUCAAUACACUGAGGACUCAUAAAGACUUCAAACAUUCUGACAAACGGAAAUUCAAAUGUGAAACGUGCAGCAAAGCCUUUAAAACUAUUUCGGUUUUAAAGGUUCACCUCCGAACGCAUCAAGGAAUUCGUUUUCCAUGCUCUCUUUGUCACAAAUCGUUCAUCUCGAAGGGCUUGCUCCAUCAACAUAUGAAAAACUAUCACUUGAAGGAUUCGGCCAUCUUCAAAUGUCUUCUCUGUGAACAAACGUUUAUCAAAUCGAUGAAACUCACAGAGCACAUUGGCAAAGAUCAUUCCGGUGAUAGCUAUCCUUACAAGAAAUGUCCCGAUUGUAAGGCUCAGUUUACAACAGAAUUCAACUUAACUAUGCACAUCAAAAGUGUUCACCAGGCAAGCUUUCAUUGCAAAAUCUGCGACAAGCGGUUCCCAAACAAAACCCGUUUGACAGACCAUCUGGCACGGGUUCACGAGAAGCAUCACAGACACAGGUGCGAGAUUUGCGGCAAAGGCCUUGCCAAUAACCAUAUUCUGAGGAGACAUCGUCGGACGAUGCAUGGUCUAGAGGAAAGUAACAAAUGAUAAUUGUCAGAACCAUAGCGAUAAGAAACGAGAAGCUUCACAACGAAAUAGUUGAAACAUUAAA